Closterium sp. Yama58-4 is the source of this 2997-nucleotide messenger RNA. The record is from the annotation of a GenBank genome assembly. Lineage: Eukaryota; Viridiplantae; Streptophyta; Zygnematophyceae; Desmidiales; Closteriaceae.
AUGGCCGGUCGCGAAUUGAAGGCGCUGUUGAACAGUGGCGAGCAGGGCGCUACUUACACUGCUACGAUCUCGAUCGCUGGCGCCACUGUGGAGCUCCCCCCCGAGCAGAGGAAGUGCUUCUCGGAUGAUAAGCAUCCGUUCACCGCAACCUCCUUCGACUUUAUAGCCUGCGUGGUAGUUCGGAAGUGCGUGUCCCCGUCGCUCGUGGAGGCAAUUAAGGUGGUGCCCUCCAAUGUUGUCGCGGACAUCGUCGCUGGUGGAGAGGGCGCGCACGUGGCGUUUGACGGGUUGGUUGGGUGUAAGCUGGCCGCGUUCUGCAUCUGGUCUGAAGAAUUGAGUGACAAGAAGGCCUCCAACGCGGGCAUGUUGCUGCUCUUGCGACCGGACCACCUGGGACUUGACGCGACUUCACCCUGGAAAACCCGCUUUGUCCGCGUCUGUCACCCCACUGCCGCGGCUGAGCAUCUUGCCGCGGUGGACAAGAUUGUCAAGUACCCCCAUUGCGGUCCGCUCGCAUGUGGGUUCGCGUUCGACAGAGUUCUCAACGACCUCGACGCGGUUGUUGGACACGACCCUGCUCCUCGCAUCGCCAAGCCAAUUGCCAGGACGCUGAACACAUUGCGGCAGGAUGCGAAACGCGCCGCCGAAGAGCUCGCGUUCAGAUCUCGUUGCGGCAUCGCGGAUGGUCAUGGGGGGGAUGCUCACGGCAAUGACCGUGAGAGGUCGCACGAACACCCCGCGGGAUCCCGCGUGUCCGGACGCGAUAACAUCGCUCUCAACACAGCUCUUGCGCUCGCGAACACAGGGGAGGGGGACCAGGUGAAGCCGGACAACAAGGAAGAGGGCUCGAGCUCUGACCGCGACGAGGACGCCCCUGUUAACGCGCCGCAGGGUGGAGGUGACAACAAUGAAGAGGAGGCAGACGAGGCAGAGGAUCAGGGUCGCGGUCACGACGAAGAGGAUGCCCGGAGGAUCACCAGCGCGGUGAUUUGGAGCCGGAGGGCUGUGCUGUCCCCCCGCCACGGCAGCGCGACCCCAUCGGGCGAGUUUGCGGGCAAGAGUCCGGUCUUGGGCAAGCGGAAACACUCGGAGCUGGUGAAGAUGGCUCCUGAGAAGCUGGCCACGGAGAUCCUCCGCUUGAACGAGCAGCUGAAAAAUCAGAAGCGCAAGCUGGACGAGGUCGCGUCCGCGGUGCCCGGUGCUGAAUUCGCGGUGGUGAUCACGCAGAAGUAUGAAGAACUCGAGGCCACGGUGGGGAAGGUGCUAACCCACGUGCAGAACACGGACCGGGUGAUACGCAGGGAAGCCAAGCUGGCCGCGAAGGACAGGGCGGAGAAUCGCGACAUGCGGGAGGUGCUGAAACGAGCUGCGGUCCGGUUGGAAGAUUGCGCGGGGAGCAUGAAGGGGGUGGUUGUGGGCUCCAUGGAGAACGCCAAGAAGAAGCUCACGGACGAGGUCGCACGGAAGAUCGACGGCGCGUCAUCCAACAUCGCGAGUACCGCCGAUAAAGCGAUCACAAGCAGUGGCGUCACGACCUCCCUCAACAUCAUCAUCGCGAUGCUUUCCGGGCGUGCAGCACCGCAAGAAGUCCCCGAUGGUCCGCGUGGGAAGGAGGUCGCGAAGAAGGAAGGAGGGAAGAUGGCCGCGGAGAAGGAGGCCGGGAAGAAGGACACGGACAAGGAGACCGGGAAGAGGGUCGCGGACAAGGAGGCAGGGAAGAGGGUCGCGGACAAGGAGGCAGGGAAGAGGGUCGCGGACAAGGAGGCAGGUAAGUGCGAGAGCAGCAGGGGUGGGAAGCGGCAGAAAGGGGUCGCGAUCUAUAGCGUCACCGACCUUCUGAAGACCAAGGGUGGCGCGGUCGUCGAACGUGCUGCGGGGACCAACAGGGGGGCUGCUGCUGCUGCUGGACCGCCGACUGCGACCUCAGGGGUGGAAGCUGGUAAAGGCAAGGCCAAGGUCGAGGACGCCCCGCCAAACACCACCUCCACCACCACCGCCAUCACCACCGCGAUUGUGCCCGCGUCAGGCACCGCCGCGGUCGCGCCAGGACAGCCUGGACCCAGCUCUAUCGCCCCUGCCAUCCCCCCCUCUGCAGAUGUGAAGGCGAAGAAUCAGGGCCGCAGUGGUUGUAAGCCUCCUGCAGCCGCGUUGAAGUGUGAACGCGACGACGACGACGACUCGGACGCGGACGAUGAGGUUGAGCUUGUGAUGCAGAGGUUCUUGGGGCCAAGCGACGCCAGCGGAACAAGCGGCAAGCGCAAGGGCUGUGGUAUCCGCCCUCCGCCUAGGGGUGGGGAGGGGAUGGUGGGCGAACCGUGGCUGGGGGGGAGACGUCGCUGGCUCGGACAUCACUCUCUCCAAGAGGUGCAGUAUCUGACCGCGAUCGCGGUGAUGUGUUACGACAAGAAGAUAGACCCCGGGCUCAAGCUGACUGCGCAGCAGAAGAGUGAGUGGGCCGAGGACAUCUCCGCGGCCGGGACAUUGUGCACCGGGUUAUUCACCACCAUGCACCUCCGCAACCUCUGCGGCAAUGUUGACAGGUACCACCACAUGUUCAAGGCCUACCGCGACCUCACCCGCUGCGGGUCCUCGAUCGGCAACGCGAUAGCUUGGGCAGCCGCGGUGGGGAAGGAGGCUGCAGAUGAGGAGCCCGAUGUCACCGGCGCCCAAGCGGGCCUGUUCGCUCGUGCGGUCGCGUGCGCCAUCGCGAUGGUGUGGGAGACCUGCAACGGUCUCGAACUCGAGAAGGAGAAUGCUCGCAAGCAAGCUCCUGAGGUCACCCCGAAGCAGAUCGCGGAGAAGAUUGAGACCGCGGUCGUGAACCGACUUGGUGCGCGACUUGGAGACCCUACCUUAGUCGCUAUGGUCGCGCACGAGGCAGUAGACGUGCUGAUGACCUGGUGCGACUGCAAGGUCGCGGCCAAGGCGAUGGAGGCCAACGGGCUCUACCUCGCUUUGCCGGAAAAGCGGCUGUCCGCGAAGAAGAGGUCCGCGUGA